This is a messenger RNA of Salvelinus namaycush (lake trout), 997 nucleotides long. RefSeq names its product ribonuclease-like 3. The transcript has 3 exons. The coding region runs from base 142 to 600 and encodes 152 amino acids. NCBI's taxonomy places the organism in Eukaryota, Metazoa, Chordata, Actinopteri, Salmoniformes, Salmonidae. The record is from RefSeq and is a predicted model, not a curated record. Gene Ontology annotation, molecular function: RNA nuclease activity; nucleic acid binding. Gene Ontology annotation, biological process: defense response to Gram-negative bacterium; defense response to Gram-positive bacterium; angiogenesis.
CAUGAAAGUAUAUAUAUAAGUUGAGAUUCAGGUUAGAGUUACUCACUUCACAGUGGAGACACUCAAACAGAUAUCUGAGGACAAAAAACAACUUAUCAGUCACACUGAAGGACAUUGAAACCAGUUGCCAGAGUUGAUGCCAUGGGGUUCCAGAGGGCUUUCCUGUUCCUGGUGUUGAUGUGUGUCACAGUGAUGGUACACGGUCAACCGGCCGAGAUUAGCCGUAGUUAUACACAUUUCCUCCGACAGCACGUCAAGGGGGAUAUGACAAUACAGAAGUGUCAGGGUGUGAUGGGCUACUUGGAGUUGACUGAGUCUAAGAGCGAAAAUUGCAAAGUAAAAAACACAUUCAUUAAAGCCAAUUCAAAUCAGGUCAGGGCCAUUUGUACUGGCGGUGGCACACCUAUUGGUAACAGUCAGUUUGAAAGCAAUAAUCAAUUCCCUGUAGUCAUAUGUAAACACAAGUGUAAAAAGAAAACGCUAUGUCAACACACUCAUCCCCGAUGUGAAUAUGAGGGUUCUUCGUCCACCAGGAAAGUUGUCAUUGCUUGUGAAGGAGAAUGGCCAGUGCACUAUGGCGACGAUAUUCUUAUUGUCUAAUUUAGCUGAUUGCUAUGAACUGGUUCUCUGAAAUAAUUUUACACCUGAAUUACUGUAUCCUGUUUUGUUUUUCACCAUGAUGACUUCCUAGUUGUAUUAGUUGAUUAGUGUCCAUUGAUCUGGAAACAUUUAAUUAUCUGAAAGAAUUACCAAAAUACAUCUCAGGGUUUGAUUACAUUUCAGUCCAUUUUAGUCUUCGAAGGGGUCAUACAUGAUUGUUGGAUAUUUAUGUCAAGGCUUGCUUAAUUUAUAGGCCAUAGUCCCAUAUUACAGUAAUGCUUAACUAGACAGUAAACAAAUGUAGCUAAUUUCCAAACAAAAGAACAGAAGUGUUACCAUAACCUUUGAACUCUUGUUUUCUACCACGAACUGAAAUAAAAUUCCAGAUUAUGUUUAA